Gymnodraco acuticeps is the source of this 787-nucleotide messenger RNA. RefSeq names its product ribosomal protein S18 (gene rps18). The transcript has 6 exons. Bases 287 to 745 code for a protein of 152 amino acids. Gene Ontology annotation, molecular function: structural constituent of ribosome; RNA binding. NCBI's taxonomy places the organism in Eukaryota, Metazoa, Chordata, Actinopteri, Perciformes, Bathydraconidae. Gene Ontology annotation, cellular component: ribosome; small ribosomal subunit; cytosol. The record is from RefSeq and is a predicted model, not a curated record. Gene Ontology annotation, biological process: translation.
AUGUAAAGUUCCGCCUCGUCGUUCCCAGAUACGGAAGAAGCGUCCUUGCGUUUAUGAACAUAAAUAUAUGUCACAAUGACAGUCUCAACUAAAUAAAGGUAAACUACAUUGGUUAAUAAGUACUCCGUCGGACAACGUAAACAUGGCUAAUUAUAUGUAUUUGUGUUUAUUAUAUAUUUGUAUCUAACCGGUGUAUAAAAUCGGUGAACCGACUUCCGUUCACGGACAGUAUCAAACUCUCGCGAGAGCCUUUCAGCUUCCUCUUCGCACGGAACCUACUUCCAAGAUGUCUCUUGUCAUCCCUGAGAAGUUCCAGCACAUUCUUCGUGUUCUCAACACGAACAUCGAUGGUAGGAGGAAGAUCGCCUUCGCCAUCACUGCCAUCAAGGGUGUUGGCAGACGUUAUGCUCAUGUCGUCCUGAGGAAGGCCGACAUCGACCUCAGCAAGAGGGCGGGAGAGCUGACCGACGAUGAGGUGGAGCGUGUUGUGACCAUCAUGCAGAACCCUCGCCAGUACAAAAUCCCUGACUGGUUCCUCAACAGGCAGAAGGACGUGAAGGAUGGCAAAUACAGCCAGGUCCUUGCUAACGGUCUGGACAACAAACUGAGAGAAGAUCUGGAGAGGCUGAAGAAGAUCAGGGCUCACCGGGGUCUCAGGCACUUCUGGGGUCUGCGUGUGCGUGGUCAGCACACCAAGACCACCGGCCGUCGUGGUCGCACCGUUGGUGUGUCCAAGAAGAAGUAAACCCCCUGCUUCCCCUUGUUUCAAUAAAAGUCACUGGACAGA